AUGGUUCUUUCAGAAAAAGUUGACAAAAAUGUUAGAUUAGACCGUAGAUCUUGUGCAGCUUACAGAGGCACUGAAAAGAAGAAUGGACAUGGUCAAUAUGGUUGGGGCGAUAUCAACGAUGAAAUCCAGGCUGGUGAAGAAGAAUUCUACGAAGAACAAGAGGAACUUAAGAAAUAG
Messenger RNA from Dictyostelium discoideum AX4, 177 nucleotides. RefSeq names its product culmination specific protein 45D (gene cspB). Bases 1 to 177 code for a protein of 58 amino acids. Lineage: Eukaryota; Evosea; Eumycetozoa; Dictyosteliales; Dictyosteliaceae. The transcript has 2 exons. The record is from RefSeq and is a predicted model, not a curated record.